AUGAAUUUCGAUGGCAACGAGUUUGCCAGCAUCGACAGGAAAGUUUCAGAUAAGGCCAGAGAGCGUCCAAAGGGCAACACGGCCUUUGCCAAGGGUCAAUUCACCAAGGCUGCCGAGGCCUAUACGGACGCAAUCCGUGCCAACAUAUACGACCCUCGCGCCUGGGGAAACCGUUCGAUGGCUCACUUGAAGCUGGAAAAAUGGGAAGAGGCCGAGCUCGACGCACGGAUGGCGAUCAGAAUCGACUCUCCCGACAAGACGGAGGCCAACAUGGUCACCUAUACCUACCGCCGUGGCACAGCCCGUUACCACAUGGGCAAUUUGGAAGCGGCUAAGAAUGACCUUCUUUUUGCGUGGUCAUUGCAACGUACUCACAAGGACGUCAUUGCCAGGCUACUGCAAGUAAAGCAGGCCAUUGCCGCCAAAGAGCGUCAACCAGUUGUGAACCUCCCUCCACCACCUGUCCUCAUUGAUCACUCGGCUUUCCCACACAUCAUCGAAUCCAUCGUCGCCAAUGCCGGACCGGAGCUGCGUGUCACGCUUCGCAACACAUGCCGCGGUUUCCGCCACUUUGUCUACAGCUUGGCCACCCACAACGAACUCACCAGUGGCACGGACGAAGAGGGACUUUACGUCCAAUGGUUACAGCCAGCACCUCUUGGCAAGGCCUUUCGGAUUCACAAGAGCGACAUGCUGCCCAAGCUCACCGUACAAGAAGACCGUGAACGGAACGCCCUCAUUUCCAACACCAUCGCCGUUGACCAUCACAUGAUUGACAUUUGCGGCGUUAUUCCAAGGCUGUUCCUCCGUGGAUCCGUCAUCGAGCUCAAUACCAAUGUGCUGCGUAUCCGGUCGGACAAGGACGACCAGUACGAACCCGAUGAUCUCAACUUGUUUUUCUUUAAAAUUGGCCACAAGGUGGUCGUUUUUCCGCCCACAGUCGAACCAUCCCACGCCGACAUUCCCCUGCCUCCUCUGAGUCUCGCCCUGCCAAAGCAUAUCCAACGUCUGGUGUACCCUCUACUCAUCCGUGAAGACGCCGAGGGAAACCAGUUUCAAUUCUUCACUCGCUUUAUGCCAAAAUUGAUUUCUCGUUCGAGUGCUGCCGAUGUCCUCCGCCUCCCCCUCGACAAGGUCACGGUGGUCGAACCGGAGGUGGUCAUAAUAUGCGCCACCGCCCAGAUGGCCAAAAUCACGCCCUUCGUGGGACCCAUCGUUCAGAAGAUGGAAGACCAACUCCGUUUGCUCAUUGUUGGUGCACUGUGGUGGGAGGCUCGCUGCGUCACGGUUGUCAACUACAAAAGUACAGCUCCACUGUGGCGUGUUGGAUUACUGGAAGAGAGCACGGGAACGCACGCGGAAGAUGAUGAAGUGGAACAGCAUGAAUUGUUUGGCAAACCCGCCGUCAUCAAGUUUAUGGAAACCAUGGCCGAAACUCGACUCCGAAACCACGUAAUUGGUGACUUGGAAGACUCAUGGGCAAUGUACAAUGACACGCCUUCGAGCCAGCGUGGCAACAUUCCACCCAAACCAAGCGUCGUGGAGACCAAACUCAAAUUCGUCACCGAAGACGAGUAUCGUGCCACACUCAAGCCUGGAGAGUGGGAAGAGGAGACUGUCGAGGUCAUGCCUGGAUUUGAGUAG
This is a messenger RNA of Apiotrichum porosum, 1644 nucleotides long. RefSeq lists its product as uncharacterized. Gene Ontology annotation, molecular function: protein binding. The record is from RefSeq and is a predicted model, not a curated record. The coding region runs from base 1 to 1644 and encodes 547 amino acids. Lineage: Eukaryota; Fungi; Basidiomycota; Tremellomycetes; Trichosporonales; Trichosporonaceae. The transcript has 3 exons.